This is a messenger RNA of Adineta steineri, 1026 nucleotides long. The record is from the annotation of a GenBank genome assembly. NCBI's taxonomy places the organism in Eukaryota, Metazoa, Rotifera, Eurotatoria, Adinetida, Adinetidae.
AUGUUACAUGCAGGCAUCGAAGCUCUUUUUGGACGUAAUCGAGAUGGUCAUCGAACAAGACAUAUAUUUCAUCUUCGUCGUCAUCAUCAUCAUCAUCAGCAACAUCAACAACAGCAUCAGAAAGAUGAACAUGAUCACAUAGCAAAAUUCUUUUUAGAUAAACCAAAAUUAGAAAAAAUAUUAGAACGUAGUUCAACAUAUGGUUUUGCUGCAAUGCAAGGAUGGCGUUCAUCUAUGGAAGAUGUACAUAAACAUUUAGUAUCAUUGGAUAAUUAUUCAUGGAAAUUAUGGUCAUAUUUUGCCAUUUUUGAUGGUCAUAAUGGUAUUGAUACAGCAAAAAAUGCAUCAGAUCAACUCGAUGCUCAUUUAUUAAAUGCAUUCAAUCAUAUGCUUGAAAAACAAUAUAAUGGUAAAAUUACAUCCGAUACACCUAUUCAUUCGUCACAUCUUGAUUUUAAUCUUUUAAAUGCUGCGAUUAAACAAACAUAUUUUGAAUUAGAUAAGGAUCUAAGAAGUGUAGUUAAAGAUGAUAGCGGUUGUGUUUGUAUAACAUGUCUUAUCGGGCCUGAGAAGAUUUAUUUAAUUAAUAUUGGUGAUUCUCGUGCAAUUAUUAUAUCUAAUAAUGGUCAGGUUUUAGCACAUACAGAAGAUCAUAAACCGGACGAUCCAGCUGAACAAGAACGUAUUCAUGAAGCCGGUGGUAAAAUAUCGAAAUCAUCUACGGGUGAUGUUUUACGUGUCGAAAAUCAAUUAGCAAUGACUCGUGUAUUAGGAGAUUUUGCUAUGGAUAAACAUAUUGUUCCACCAAUGGCAGAUAUUGUUGAAUAUCCAAGAAAUUUAUUAGCAUCAUUUAUUAUUCUUGCAUGUGAUGGUAUAUGGGAUGUGAUGACAAAUGAAGAGGUUGCAACGUUUGUUAUACAUCGUGCAUCAACAAAUAAAUUAGAAGAAAUUGUAUCACAAUUAUUAGAUGAAUGUAUUCGUCGACGAAGUACAGAUAAUAUGAGUGUAUAUAUUGUUAAAAUUUAA